Molecule: messenger RNA, 705 nt
Organism: Yamadazyma jaroonii
Lineage: Eukaryota; Fungi; Ascomycota; Pichiomycetes; Serinales; Debaryomycetaceae
Source: the annotation of a GenBank genome assembly
AUGUCACAGAUUCAAGAACAAUUGGAAGGAUUACCGGGUUACGAUAUCCUCAUGGAUUAUUGGAAUGACUAUGCUGGUGAGCAUUUCAAUUCAAUUGACCCAUUUGAAGAUGAAGAGGGUAACAAAAGGAAAUUGCCCAAAGAAUAUUCUUCCUCUCAAGAACAAAAAUUAUGGAAGAAAGUUCAAAGUCAAGCAUGGACUCACGAUAGAUGCUUCCUCGGAUCAUGUGGAAUUGGUUUGGACUGCGGGUUCGGGUUGGUUCCUUUUGUUUGUUUAUUCUUCCCAGUAUUAGGGCCAAUUAUAAUGUAUGGGGUACAUUCUCGAUUGAUAUCAAUUGUUACUAAUGAAAUGAGAUUACCUAAUAAGAUGGUAGCUAAGAUGCAAGGUCAGAUAUUAUUUGAUUUGAUUAUCACAUUGCCUCCUGUAAUAGGUUCAUUAUUUGGUUAUCUACAUGGAUGUUCCACUAGAAAUGCUGGUAUGAUCUAUAAAUACUUUUUGUUUCUAGGAGAGCAAAGAAAGAAAAAUAACAGUCCCACAUAUAUAGGUAGAGGAGCCAUAGGACAAGGAAACGAAGUGAAUCAAUCAACUUACCAACCCAGAGAACAUAGCUAUUCCAACCCCCAACCCAAGAAAGCUAAAUCCAAAAGUCAACCCUCACAGAAUGAGAUUCAAAUCGAGAAUCAACAGCAAUCUGGAUUUGUGUGA